UUGAAAAAUCAGCCUGUUCAAUUCGUAAGGUGGUGCUCAAAUAGUGCAGUAUUGUGUCAUAGCUCGUAUUUCCAGUAGAUCAUGUCAUCAAGUAUCCCAGACAAAAUUUGGCAACCCAAAUUUGCUAUCUUGGAAACAUCGAUGGGAGAAAUAGUCAUUGAAUUGUACUGGAAGCAUGCACCAAACACAUGUCGCAACUUUGCUGAGCUCGCGCGAAGAGGGUACUACAAUGGAACCAAAUUUCACAGGAUAAUCAGAGAUUUCAUGAUUCAAGGAGGUGACCCCACUGGCACAGGCAAAGGUGGGCAAUCUAUUUAUGGAAAACAUUUUGAUGAUGAAAUCCAUGAAGAUCUCAGACAUACAGGUGCUGGUAUACUAUCAAUGGCAAACUCUGGGCCUAACACAAAUGGAUCUCAGUUCUUCAUCACAUUGGCACCAACUCAGUGGCUUGACAAAAAACAUACAAUUUUCGGACGUGUCCACUCAGGAAUGAAUGUUGUCAAAAGAAUAGGGCUUGUUGAAACGGAUAAAAAUGAACGGCCAGUAGAUGAUAUCAAAAUCACUCGUUCACUGAUCAGGUCGCAUUGAGGUCGCCGACUGUGGUUUAUGUGAUUUAAUUUUCAAUAUGUGAUGAUCAACGACUCACUGUAGGCUCAGUCUAUUGUGGAUUUUAUUCACUAAUGAGAGGUUACAAUUUCAAAAAGUCAUUUCAUAUAUUUCCUUACAGUGUGCAAAACAGUUCAAUGCAUCUAACUGCAUGUCAGUCCAAUUGUAAAUAAUUUAAUUUUUUUACCAAUAAAUCGAUAGAUUUUUA
This is a messenger RNA of Bemisia tabaci, 814 nucleotides long. It is a transcript of the gene Cypl, whose product is annotated as peptidyl-prolyl cis-trans isomerase-like 1 Cypl. Gene Ontology annotation, cellular component: catalytic step 2 spliceosome. Gene Ontology annotation, molecular function: peptidyl-prolyl cis-trans isomerase activity. NCBI's taxonomy places the organism in Eukaryota, Metazoa, Arthropoda, Insecta, Hemiptera, Aleyrodidae. The record is from RefSeq and is a predicted model, not a curated record. Gene Ontology annotation, biological process: protein peptidyl-prolyl isomerization; protein folding.